GGCAUCAUCCGUCCGAACGGCCCCGACGGCCGCGGUGCAGCGCUGGGCACGGGCGGGGACAGAGCCCCCGCUGUCUGCUGGCGGCGAUUGUGGCUUGUCCGUUGGGUCUCUCCAGCCCUUAAAAGCCCCAUUGCUGCUGCUUCUGUCCUCCAGCACUGAGCGACCGUCCCUCGGGACCGUGGGGGCCUAUCGCUGACGCGUGGUUACCACGUUUUCUCUACAUUCUAAAGCUCUUGACAACAUUAAUCCAUCCUGCAUCACAUCCUGCAUCCCUUAUAUACGGCUUAUGUGUUCUGCUGACACGUUCCGUAUCAUUUCUGGACCGCGAGAGCCUCGAACUGCCAUCACCAAACCGCUGGCCACCAGUGGCCGUCAGGGUGUAAUCAGCAAAGAUCGCUAUUAAAAAGAAGUUUUCAGUGAUCUCUCAUUAACCAAAACCAUAAUUCCAUAGCCCAGAAAUCAAUUACGGCUUCAGUUAGGUCUUUGCAUCGCAUCAGAACAAAGAUCUCUUCUGCAAACAUUGAAUUUUUUAAAUUCGGUUCUGUUGGAGAGAAGAGACAAAAUGGGCCGCGGUGCCAUUUGGAACGGGCAUCCAAAGCACUGCUCUGUGCAUGAACUCACAGAACCUCGGCUGCAAGAGUUGGGAGGCAGCUCGCAGCUGUAAGGAACUGUGGAAACAGAAUUCAUGAAUGUAUGGAAGGAUUACGUAAAGUGGGAGUCUCCAGGCAGGAGAGGAGAGGUGCAGCGCGAGGCUGCUUGUUCCGUGCUCUUUCUUUAAUGCAGGAACAAGCACCCAGCGAAACAAGGUGGGGAGGGCUGGAAAUAAAAGCUGUUGUUUUUUGCCACAAUGUUUAAUUAAGCUGAGAGACUCUUUGCCAGGAGACACUGCGGGAGCCAACUUAAGAGCUUGGAGGUUGAUAGGGAAGAAAAGCUGCAAAGGCUUGUUUGGUGCUUUCUGGUGUGACUGCUGAAAUUGUUUAUCGGGAAAUAAAGGUACAAGAGCUGAUUCUCUGAGGGCACAAUAGAAACAAAACACACGAAAACAUGAGGUCAGAAUAAGAAAAGAGUUUCAGCUUUUGUCCUUUCCUGCAUAUGCUCUGGAGCUUUUAAGAUCUGCAUGUGGCUGAAUUGUACUGGGUUCAAACUGGCUCUUAAAGACCUCUUGGGUCAUUUCAAAGAGGGAACGUGAAAUAAUGAAGGACAGGUGGGUGUUAGUGUUUGUCAGUGAUGCGAGUGCCCCUUGCUUUCAUCAUUGCACUGUGUGCGGCCGUGGGGCUGAAGACCUGUAUCCGUGGAGGCAGUCACCCCCUGAGAGACAUCCCGCUGCAGGAAGGGAAGGCUUCCAUCCAACCCAGAGGGAUUUUUUGUGAGAAGGAGAUGCAUUGUUACGGGAAAAUCAGAUUUCCCUGAGUCUAUGAGAUACUCAGAUCACUGCCCGUCACUCUUGUCCUCUCGCCUCGCAGCCUUAAUGAAUGAUAACGUAGGAAGGGCAGAGGAAAUGCCCAAUUCAGGUGCUGUCUGUGGUUGAAGGAUGAAUUCGGAAGAUGAUUUUCUGUUGUUUUGGGUACAGAGUGAAAAUGGGAACAUCGGGUGAGCUUAUCUUUGUGCAGCUGUUCCAUUUCUUGUCGUGACGAGGGUUUUUUGGCUUUCCAUGCUCCUGUGGAAGCAAGCAGUGUGCACGGCUUGUGAGGAAAAAGAUGGGGCAGAGGGGUUUCAGUUUGCUUAAAAAAAAAAAGAGGAAAAAAAGGGAAAAAAUGAUUAGUGAAGCGAUAUACAACAAUAAUAAUACUAAGACCUUAACAAACUCCAAAAUACCAGUAAUACAAAAACGUUGCUUUUAGUGACAAGUAACAUUCUAGUGCUAAGAUGUUUAGGCUAUAGAGAAAACGCCUCAGGAACAGACGCCUGUUUUCUUCUUAAAUAAACCGAAUCUCGCACUCCUCCUCGUUCCUUCUCACUUCCGAGGGGGCCAAGGGAACGUGUUGCAGAAGGCAACUGGCCAACAGAAAAUAGGAACGCUGCGAGAAUCGGGAAGGAUUUCAAACCCUGCGUGUAGGGAACGUGCUUCAGAGGGAGCAGUUCUGUGAGCAGUGGCCCCGGAACGCACUCUGUGCCGCAGGAGGAGGAGCGCUGGGGCUGAGGAUCCCUUCCUUCUCUGCCCGGUUAUGGUACAACCACAGCGUGAACAUCUCAGAGCACAAGAAGAUGAUGAUCUCUCCCUUUUCCUUCUCUUUUAAGACUGAGCGUAGCCAGCUCCUUCAAGCUGUCCUCGUAUUCCAUCUGCUCUCCGUUCUCCAUCGUCCAUCUGCUCCAGCUCUUUAAUUAUCUUGGUGGCCCUUGACUAAAUUGCUUGAAUAUGUCAAUAUAAUGUACUGGGGAGCUCGAAACUACUGUUUUCACUCUGUGUUUGAUAAUACAUCUCCAAAGCAAGGGUUAUGAAUAGAAAAUAACAAGCUUGGUUGCUAAAAAUGAAUACUGUGCCUUUUUGUUCUGGCCUGACAUUGCUGAAGAAGCCAGUUGACAUAAACUCCAGAAAAUAUCAAAUAAUCCCUAAACACAAAACGAGGAUAUUCUGUCCAUUGCUUUUGAACAUCAGAUUUUCACAUGAGAAAGAGUCUUGGUAACAGUGGGGUGGAAAAGUCUUUUGUCAGCAGCUGCUCCUCAAAAUCUGAAGGAACAUAAGUAGUAAUAGUGGGGGUGAAAAAGCAGAGGAAUUUUGGAUGCAAUGCAGAGGAGCAGUCAGAGAACAACCUCAGCUUUUGGGUGAGAUGCAGAGUGGGACGCCGUGGUCUUGUGGUUUCGUGCAUGGCGUGCUUCCCCAGGGGAGGUGGUGGAAACGGGAUGGUACUGGAGGAGAAUGAGUCCCCCAGCGCGACGCAGAUCGCUGUUGCAUUGUGUGGAUGGACACUGUCCCUUGUACAUAAGGGACAGGGCCAAGUUCAUCACCCACCACAAAAAAAAGGAACUGCAAUCUAGCCAAGGUUUAAAUUGUUCAUAAAGGGUAACUCCAGAUCCAGAGUUGUGUCCCUAGAAAUACAAGUUAACUUUUUAUUCUAGGGAAGCCUUGAUACCAAGCUUAUUGAAUAGCGUGGUGUAGAGUCUCUGUCCAAGUGUGCUUGCUCCCAUAGGGCUGUGGUGCUCGCAGAGGUUCCAGCUCUUUCCUGACUGCCUUUCUCCCCUACAGAUGUCUCUCCAGUUGUGGCAGGCCUCAUUGGUGCUACUGUCCUGGUGGUUUCUGUCUCAGUAACAGUUUUUGUGUGGACAUGCUGUCACCAGCAAGCAGAAAAAAAGCACAAAACCCCACCAUAUAAAUUCAUUCACAUGUUGAAAGGCAUCAGCAUCUAUCCGGAGACCUUGAGUAACAAGAAGAAAAUCAACCGAAUCCGGAGAGACAAGAACGGCGCUCCUAAGGAGACUGGGAGGGGAAACCUUUUGGUGGAUGCUGCUGAAUCUGGCUUGGUAGGCUCUGAGAAGGCUCCAGAUGCACCAAAUGCAGCUCCCCACAUUGAUCAGCUUCCGAUCAAAGUAGAUUAUGGAGAUGAACUAAGCCCAGAUCAAAGCCUCACUCCGGGGGGAAGUAAAACCUCCUCCCCAUCUUCUCCAGGGGAGGACGUCCUGUUGGGUGAACUGACUUUCUCAGUGGACUACAACUUCCCCAAAAAAGCGCUGGUAGUUACCAUUCAGGAGGCUCACGGGCUGCCGGUCAUGGAUGAGCACACUCAGAGCUCUGACCCAUACAUCAAGAUGACAAUUCUUCCAGACAAAAGGCAUCGCGUGAAGACUCGCGUGCUUCGCAAGACGCUGGAUCCGGUCUUUGAUGAAACCUUCACUUUCUAUGGGAUCCCCUACAGCCAGCUCCAGGAUUUAGUGCUUCACUUCCUGGUGUUGAGUUUCGAUCGCUUUUCUCGAGAUGAUGUGAUUGGAGAAGUCAUGGUGCCCCUCGCAGGAGUGGAUCCGAGCACAGGAAAGGUUCAGCUGACCAGGGAGAUUCUCAAAAGGAACAUACAAAAAUGCAUUAGCAGAGGAGAGCUGCAGGUCUCACUAUCUUACCAACCCGUGGCGCAGAGAAUGACCGUUGUGGUGCUGAAAGCCAGACAUUUGCCAAAGAUGGAUAUCACUGGCCUCUCAGAUCCCUACGUGAAGGUGAACGUUUAUUAUGGAAGAAAGCGCAUAGCGAAAAAGAAGACUCACGUGAAGAAGUGCACUUUGAAUCCCGUCUUCAACGAGUCCUUCAUUUACGACAUCCCCGUCGAUCUCCUUCCCGACAUCAGCAUCGAGUUCCUCGUGAUCGAUUUCGACCGCACCACAAAGAACGAAGUGGUGGGACGGCUGAUCCUGGGAGCGCACAGCGUCACCGCAGCCGGCGUGGAGCACUGGCGAGAGGUUUGUGAGAAUCCUAGGAAGCCGGUGGCCAAGUGGCACAGCCUGAGCGAAUACUAGCAGAGGUUGCGGCAGCUGAUCAUAGAACAGACUUAAACCUUGUUUUAGCUGUAGAACUAAACUUUCGUAAGAAGCAGCAGCUGAUGGGUUCUCUAGUGAUGUGAUUUUUGCAGGGCACUACGAUUCUAAAGAGCAUUGAAUUAAAAAAAAAAAAAAUACCACAAAUAUAUAUAACAGUGUAAUCACGCUAUUGCAUGCCUAAUACAAACUGAAAUUAGUAUAACUACCAAUAUCAAGUCGCAGAUUUUAAUACAAUUAUCUGUCACUAUGGAAGUUGUGUUUGUGCCGAACUGUCUUUGCUGGUAUUCACCAAAAUUGGCCUGUCUUUAUUAGGCUUCUCCCAAAGUUUCUGGAUUCUGCUGUUUAACCUCUAGUUUCUUGUUAGUUUGCCUGCCCAUUGAUUCUUGCAGUUCUCUUCUUUGCUGGUUUGGGAGUACCAACUGCAUUUCCAUUUAGAGGUGGUUUAGAAUUCUGCACUAAUGCAAAAGGAAAACACAGGGGAAAAUGGCACUUUCCUUCAGAGACAAAAUAAUUUCUUUAUCAGGUACUAAAAGACUUAUAUUGUGGUGUCCCUGCUUUGGAGCUGUAAGGCCACCACCCCAAAGAUUCACAUCUAAAAUUCGUACACCAACACAUGGACCACUUUGCUUUUGCUCCCUGGAAAUUAGCACAGACACGAUCCUACAGACUGGCAGAGCUGGGGGAGUUCCACUCCACUGCGUUUUAUUUAACCCUGUCUGUGCCUGAAGGGCCCAACAGAACCAGACACAGUGCUGUUUGUUAAGGAAACUCUUGCUGGUUCUUCUAAACAUGAAAUCUGUAAUUCCCCAGGAUCGGUGAGCUCUGUUAUAGCAGCAUAAUGUGACGAGAUAGGAGAAUAGCUUGUGGGGGAGAGGCGUGAAGUGAAAACUUCACAGAGCUUCCCUUAGAUUCAAACUGAGUCAAUUCACAUGAUCUGUGGCAGCUCUCAAAAAAGAGUAACGCAGGGCAAAGUCUGUGCUACACAAAGUCAAACUGGUCGAGAAGUCAAGCUUUAGAAUGUCAGAGCAGCUCGAGUUAGCUCUUAAGUUGUGGACACGACUUCUGAGACUUGGAAUAUGCAUCCUGUCACCUCUGAAAGGCGACCAUGCUGCUCGAUAAAUGUGGCCUGCAGCGCUUCAGGCUGCCAGCCCCAAACAGUCAGCAGUUCUGAGCAGGAGUUCCUCCAGUAUAUACCUGAAGUUUGGAAACAGCCGCAUUCGAUCUCACUUUAUAGCGAGAGAACAUUCCCCAAGAAGUUAUUACCCAGGAGGAUCUUGGUGAGUAGCUUGAUUGGGCUUCUUCCUGCAUUCAAGCCAGGAAAGACAAAAGGAUGAGAACUGGCAGCAAAGAAUUACUUGUAAGCAUUGGUGGUGAGCUGAGCGUAAGCAGUCCUACCAAGCUGCAGGAAUUCAAAGCGUUUCCCUGCCCUCCAAUGGAAACACAAAGCAGAACUGAGCUUGCAGGGAGGCACGCAGCAGACAGCGAGGCUGCGGCGCUCGUGUGGUUGCUUCCAGGCAGCCCGUCUGUUCUGUGCCAUGUGGAAGGUAAAUAGCGUGUCGUAAUUAAGCACUUCUGGAGAUCGUUGAACUACUUGCAGGACUUGGCAAUUGAGUUUUAGAGCCCUGAUGGAAAAAUGAACCUUCCCACCUCCUUCCUAAUGAAAGUAGAAUCACUGAGCAAGUCUUACCCGGUUCCCUUUCCAGCCACAAAGUAAAGCACUGCUGCUGGGAGGGCUCUUCGUGCGGGCAGCCAGCGCUCGGUCGGUUGGCAACCCUUUGGCAUCGCUCCCUUAGAAAUUGCCUUUGGAAGGCUGAAUUUUCUCCCUCGUAGCCACUCUCUCAUUGAAACUUCCUUCUAGGCAAAAUGUCUGUUCAGAAGAGAAGUCGCGCUGAAGCUGCAGCUCUGCUUCUCAGUGCUGCGUGGCAGAUGGAAGCGCAGAACUUCUGUUUGCGCUUAAUUGAUCCCAGUGACGAGCGUUACUGCCUGAGGUUGUAGCAUUUUAUCUUCAUCCCUUACAGCCACAAACCAGAGUUCUCCUCCGGGAGCUGCCGUAGGUCUGUUCCAGUCCUGGUUUUUGCACUAAGCAAUCGUGUCGCUCAAGUUUAGGAAUCAUCACAACUUUUAAUUUCUCAGAAAAUCCAAUCACCCGGACAGAACAAACUAACACAAAGUUCCCUUCUUUUCCCUUCAGUGUGAGAAGCAUGCGUAAGCCUAGAUGAUCUCUAUAAGAUUCCUUUAGUUGAGAAGGAAAGAUGAACUUCUUGUCAAGGAAACAUGCUCAGGGUAAAUAGUCUUAGGCUAUCGGGCAGAUAGGAAUAGCUCCAACGCUUCUGGAAUAAUAGGAAACUGAAGAUGUGCAGAUAUAUAUUUUUUAAAACGUAAAAUAGACAGUAAGUGACAGCGGACUCACUGUAAAAUCUCCCAGAUGUGGUUAUUCUUUACCUUGUGUCUUCUAUUGUAAAAUUAACUUGGACAGUUACAACGUUGUGUGGAGAAAAAAAAAAAAAGACAAAAAAAGGCAAAAAAAACCUAACUCAACAUGUGUGAAACCGCAUAAUGCUAGAAGCUACUUGACAUUAUGUAAUGCUAUCUUGUAUGUUGGAUUUGUUAACGCACAUUGAGCGUGGAAAUAAAAAUUAAAUCACUUUA
Molecule: messenger RNA, 7110 nt
Organism: Numida meleagris (helmeted guineafowl)
Lineage: Eukaryota; Metazoa; Chordata; Aves; Galliformes; Numididae
Gene: SYT11
Product: synaptotagmin 11
Exons: 3
Coding region: 3322-4440 (372 amino acids)
Biological process (GO): cellular response to calcium ion; calcium-ion regulated exocytosis; regulation of calcium ion-dependent exocytosis
Cellular component (GO): synapse; axon; membrane
Molecular function (GO): phosphatidylserine binding; calcium-dependent phospholipid binding; clathrin binding
Source: RefSeq, a predicted model, not a curated record